AUUACAAUUCUAGCCCUAAUCAUUCGAUUUAAACCACUCGCACUCGCAGGGCAAAAUUUAUUUGUCCCGGUGCCAGGGUUUGCGAUUCGUCCGAAAGCAGAGCGAACUAGCGAGAAAGAAAGGUAAAAGGAAAAAGAUACAAUGAGCCGGAGCUUAGGCAUACCGGUGAAGCUACUACACGAGUCGUCGGGCCACGUGGUAACGGUGGAGCUUAAGAGCGGGGAGCUUUACAGAGGAGGCAUGGUCGAGUGCGAGGAUAACUGGAAUUGCCAGCUCGAGAACAUUACCUACACCGCUAAAGAUGGAAAGGUAUCACAGCUUGAACAUGUUUUCAUCCGAGGCAGUAAAGUCAGGUUUAUGGUCAUACCUGACAUGUUGAAGAAUGCUCCUAUGUUUAAACGCCUAGAUGCUAAAAUCAAGGGUAAGAGCUCAUCUCUAGGUGUUGGCAGAGGUAGAGCUGUUGCAAUGCGAGCCAAAGCUCAAGCUGCUGGGCGUGGCACGAUAGGUGGUAGGGGUGCUGUGCCAUCUGUUCGUAGGUAAUUUUGUCUUGUCGAAUGGUUUCAUUCAAGGCUCUUAUGUGAAGAGCUGCAUUGAUGGUGAUAGUUCACUUGAGAAAUUAUUGUGUUUAGUGAUCAAAGCAUGUACUGAUAUUUGAUGUAAAAGGAUUUAUAUGUUUCUUGUGUCGAGGAAUUUCGUAAUCGGUUUUCACCCCGGUACGAAUUUCCUUAGCGGGAAAAGUAAAAUGAAUAAAUA
Molecule: messenger RNA, 753 nt
Organism: Hibiscus syriacus
Lineage: Eukaryota; Viridiplantae; Streptophyta; Magnoliopsida; Malvales; Malvaceae
Product: small nuclear ribonucleoprotein SmD3b-like
Exons: 5
Coding region: 142-540 (132 amino acids)
Biological process (GO): RNA processing; spliceosomal snRNP assembly
Cellular component (GO): U12-type spliceosomal complex; U5 snRNP; pICln-Sm protein complex
Molecular function (GO): RNA binding
Source: RefSeq, a predicted model, not a curated record